Messenger RNA from Botrytis fragariae, 870 nucleotides. Its product is annotated as putative carbon-nitrogen hydrolase protein. Gene Ontology annotation, molecular function: protein-N-terminal asparagine amidohydrolase activity; protein-N-terminal glutamine amidohydrolase activity. NCBI's taxonomy places the organism in Eukaryota, Fungi, Ascomycota, Leotiomycetes, Helotiales, Sclerotiniaceae. The record is from RefSeq and is a predicted model, not a curated record. The coding region runs from base 1 to 870 and encodes 289 amino acids. The transcript is spliced from 4 exons. Gene Ontology annotation, biological process: protein catabolic process.
AUGAGAGUUGCUUGUUUGCAGUUCGAUCCUCAAGUCGGGGAUGUCGCCAAUAACUUCACAAAGGCGGAUGCCAUACUCACGAAAGCAAAGCCGGAGAAUCUCGAUCUUUUGGUGUUGCCUGAAAUGGCCUUUUCUGGUUAUAAUUUCUCCUCUUUGGAACAUAUCACUCCUUAUCUUGAGCCGACUACUUCCGGCGUCACGUCAUCAUGGGCACGUACGACAGCUCUCAAGUACAACUGUAUAGUUACGGUUGGCUAUCCGGAGAAAGUUUCCAAUCCUUCGAGUAGAUCAGCAAAUCCCGAAUGUUAUAACUCUACAGUUACGGUGGAUAAGGAGGGUAAGACUAUCGCCAACUAUCGAAAGUCAUUUCUAUAUUAUACAGAUGAAACUUGGGCUCAUGAAGGAUCUGGCUUUUACGAUGGAGAUAUCAGGGGGCUAGGGACGGUGGCAAUGGGAAUCUGUAUGGAUUUGAAUCCAUACAAAUUCGAAACUCCCUGGAUUACUUGUGAAUUCGCUUGCCACGUACUUCAAAAGAAAGCAAAUCUUGUUAUUUUGUCCAUGGCUUGGCUUACGAGACAGGAUCAAUUACCUUACGGUCUAUUAUCAAGCGAACCAGAUAUGGACACAAUCUCUUACUGGAUUAUGAGGCUGAAACCUAUCAUUGAGGCUAGCAGUAAUGAAGAAAUCAUUAUCAUUCUCGCCAAUCGAUGCGGAACUGAAGGCGAAGCAACAUAUGCAGGAACCAGUACAGUCUUAGGUAUCAAGGAUGGCGAAGUUAAUGUCUAUGGAAUACUCGGUCGAGGUGACGGAAAACUCUUGAUCGUCGAUACUGAUGCGCGUCCUAUGGCAAAAAUUAUUUCGAACGCGUAG